GUAAUGGCAACGUCUGUGAAGCUCAAUACCGGGGCAGAGAUGCCCGUCGUCGGUCUGGGCACAUGGAAGUCUGCUCCGGGUAAAGUGACCGAGGCUGUCAAAGCAGCCAUUGCUGCAGGGUACAGACACAUUGAUGGGGCGUUUGUGUACCAGAAUGAAACAGAGGUUGGGGAGGGAAUUCAGGCCAUGAUUAAAGAUGGUGUGGUAAAGAGAGAGAAGCUGUUUGUGGUCAGCAAGCUCUGGUGCACCUUUCAUGACAAGUCCUUAGUGAAGGGUGCUUGUCAGAAGACUUUAAGUGACCUUAAGUUGGAUUACCUGGAUCUUUACCUGGUUCACUGGCCAAUGGGCUUUAAGGCUGGGUCAGAGUUGUUCCCAUUGGACAGCGAAGGGUUAACCAUCAGUGAUGACACCAAUUUCUUGGACACCUGGGAGGCAAUGGAGGAGUUGGUAGAUGCUGGGUUGGUCAAGGCCAUUGGUGUCUCCAACUUCAACAGAGAACAAAUUGAAGCAAUCCUGAAUAAACCAGGACUCAAGUACAAACCGGCUAACAAUCAAAUUGAAUGCCAUCCCUACCUGAAUCAGGAGAAGCUGAUUCGCUACUGCCAAUCCAAAGGCAUUACAGUUACUGCAUACAGUCCCCUGGGUUCUCCAGACAGACCAUGGGCUAAACCAGAAGAUCCCUCACUGCUUGAUGACCCAAAUAUCAAAGCUAUAGCAGAGAAACACAAAAAGACCACCGCCCAGGUCCUCAUCUGCUUCCAGAUUCAGAGAAAUGUGAUCGUCAUCCCAAAGUCUGUUACACCUCAACGUAUUCAAGAGAACUUUCAAGUGUUUGAUUUUGAACUGAGCGAUGAGGACAUGAAGACCAUUUUGGGUUUCAACCGGAACUUCAGGGUUUGUCCAAUGCAUUGGGGUGUAAAGCACAGAGACUACCCAUUUAAUGCUGAGUAUUAAAAGACGACAUCUCAAAACAUGCUGUCUGGUGGAAAUGAAUUCCUCUGUUCCUGGAAUUGUUGUCUUUGCAGAUGAUUAAUGUACUUGCAAAACAGUUUUUCACUGUCACUGAGAAAAUGUUAAAGUUUGCAGUUCAUCCUUAUAUGCUUUGUUAUUGCUAUAAUUUAGCCAAAUUCUCCACUGACCACAGAUAUGUCUCACUUGUUAAUAUUAAUGUAAAUUGAUGGCUCUAACAGUUACACAAUUUGGUGUACACAGUCUUUGCACCUGACAAACAAAAAACAAUUCCUCUUUAAGAAAUUAGAUGAAAUUACAAAUAUGCACUUGUAACUAGAAGUUUUAUUUAAAAGAUAUUACAGAUUUUGCCCAGCUGGUAAAAUACAAUUAUAACAUGCAUGCUUUAACAAGUUAUGAAUUGGUUCAGAUAAUACAAUUAUGUAAAUGUUGACAAUCUUUAUUUUUUAUAAUUUGAUAUAAAAACCCUUCCAGUUUAUUUGCAAGAUCAGCUAAUACUUUGUGUAUUGUCUGAUGCAUUGAAAAUCAACAUAAACUCCUCUGCCUCAAACAGCUGUU
This is a messenger RNA of Xyrauchen texanus (razorback sucker), 1527 nucleotides long. It is a transcript of the gene akr1b1.2, whose product is annotated as aldo-keto reductase family 1, member B1 (aldose reductase), tandem duplicate 2. Bases 4 to 954 code for a protein of 316 amino acids. Gene Ontology annotation, cellular component: cytosol. The transcript is spliced from 10 exons. Lineage: Eukaryota; Metazoa; Chordata; Actinopteri; Cypriniformes; Catostomidae. The record is from RefSeq and is a predicted model, not a curated record. Gene Ontology annotation, molecular function: aldose reductase (NADPH) activity.